Molecule: messenger RNA, 576 nt
Organism: Protopolystoma xenopodis
Lineage: Eukaryota; Metazoa; Platyhelminthes; Monogenea; Polystomatidea; Polystomatidae
Source: the annotation of a GenBank genome assembly
AUGGAACUUAAUGAGGAACUUAUCCGAUUGUCAAUAACUUGGGUCGAGAUGUGGAGUGAAUGUCUAGAGGAUGCAAGUCGAGUCUACUUCGGUGAAAAAGAUAUUGCCAAGAUGUUUCGCCUUUUGCAUCCAUUACACACAGUAAUGGAUCGUGGUCACGAGACAAUCAAUGAAGCUGCCUUCUUGCAAGAGUAUUAUAAUGAAUUGACUAACUGUCGCUUCUACUGCGAGCGCCACGAGAAGACUCAAGCCAAGGUGGAUCUACAACAAGCUUGGGAAGGCUACUAUACUCUUUAUAGACGCGUUUGGCAGAGGCCCAACAUCUUCCAUUCUCUGAUUUGGAAAUUUUCCAAGCAGGCAUCUAACAUGAACUCUUUGGAGCUUACAGUAGCUUCGCCUCGUUUACAAAGAUACGGUCGCGACUGGCGCCUCGCGGUACCUGGAACUUAUGAGCCUCAUCGCCCCCUUGUCCGGAUCGGCGGCAUCAAAAACCUACUCACUUUCAUGACUUCCAAACAACAUCCUAGAAAAUUGACCAUAAUUGGUAAAAAAUGCAAUUUGUGUAUGUACAAUUAA